AUGGCCACUACUUCAAUUGGGCGCAAGCCAGUCAUCUUCGUUGGCGCCACAGACGCGAUAUGCGGGGAAGCUAUCAGACUGUUUGCCCAAGCAAGUGACGUACCCCUCGUCCUCGCAGACACCAAUAAGGAUGCCCUACAAAAAGUUGCUGCCAAGCUACCCGGGAAGGACAUCACUAUACGAACGGUCGACCUUUAUAAUCCCAAGGAGCUGCGUGAAGCAAUCAUGGAUGCCGCACUCGUGGUUCAGGGAGCACAACCGUAUAAUCGCACGUCAAAGCCGGUGCUCACUGCAUGUAUCGACGCUAAGGUGCCUUAUCUCGACUAUUCUGAUGACGUUCACAGCACGCAGGCGUCACUCGAGCUCCACGAGCGCGCGAAGACAGAAGGCGUUCCGUGCUUUAUCAACUGUGGUGCCUCGCCUGGCUUGACAAACCUGCUGGCAUCUGAAAUAGUCCAAGAUCUCGAUACAGUUGAAACACUCGAUAUUUGCUGGCUUGUUAGUGAAGAGAGCGGAAAACUGGGUAGAGAGGUCCUUGCGCACCUGAUGGAUAUCACCGGUGGCCCUUGUUUGACCUGGGCGGACGGGAAGGCAACAGUUCAUGAGAACUGGGUUGAGACAUCAUACGCCCCGGUUGUUGAAGGCUCGGUCGACUUGCUUUACGAAAGCGUUCAUCCAGAGCCGAUUACAUUGCCCCGUCGAUUCCCAAAUGUGAGCCGAAUUAGAACUUUAGGUGCCCUCAGCCCCGCCCCAUCCAAUGGCCUUGCGCGAGGUCUUGGGGCUGCCGUUAAUUCUAGCUCUCUGUCUAUGGAUGUUGCUGUCGAUUUUCUUGAGAGUUUGCAGAGCAAGUCGUCGCAGAGCUGGAGUGAUAUGGUGGGAAUAGUUACGGCGCAGUUCCGAGGGGGUGACAUCACGCUUAACCAGCUAUAUGAGCUUGUUUACUACGGUAUGGCAUCGCUAAAGCCAUGGAAUCUUGCGCUCUGGGGCAUGUUCCAUCAGGUACGCAAGGGCGAAUGCACAGCAGGCGAUACCCUCAAGUUUUAG
This is a messenger RNA of Aspergillus lentulus, 1044 nucleotides long. RefSeq names its product saccharopine dehydrogenase family protein. The record is from RefSeq and is a predicted model, not a curated record. Lineage: Eukaryota; Fungi; Ascomycota; Eurotiomycetes; Eurotiales; Aspergillaceae.